Saccoglossus kowalevskii is the source of this 3266-nucleotide messenger RNA. Its product is annotated as nuclear RNA export factor 1-like. The record is from RefSeq and is a predicted model, not a curated record. Gene Ontology annotation, cellular component: cytoplasm; nucleus. Gene Ontology annotation, biological process: poly(A)+ mRNA export from nucleus. Lineage: Eukaryota; Metazoa; Hemichordata; Enteropneusta; Harrimaniidae. Gene Ontology annotation, molecular function: RNA binding; protein binding.
UCUCGCGUUUUAUUUUGUGUGAGCGGUCGUUGUGUAAGAAAUUUCUUUUUUCCUGCAUUAUUAUUAUAGUAUGCAGUUUAUUUCUGGUUUGGAAAAGUCGUGACAUGUCGUCGCAUUACCGUCGAAAAGACAGUUUCAAAGUUACUACGAAAGGCGGUCUACGGACUUUCGGAGAUCAUGAUGAUCGAACAAUGUCACCGCCCUCACAGUCAUCAUGGAAAGAUAGGAGAUCUCGACGAAAGGGUGGCCGAGGUUAUCGGAAGAACCAGAGUAGUGGCGAUGAUAAAAUGAGAGAUGGUCCAAAUCCUAGGUCACGCCUUGAAGAUGACGAUGGGGAUAUUUCAAUGGAUGAUGCUGGCACUGCAGGUGGAGCAGGGGGUAACAGAUUUGCCCCUUAUGGUGCAAGGCCAAAGUCUAGACGUGGAUAUCGUCCUGGUGGCAGAGAUGAUAACACGGAUAUGGAUGCACACAACAAAUUUAAAAGACUUGGGUUACCAGUUUCAUCUAGACAUGGAGGUAGAAGGUCGAAUAGAGAGACCUAUACCUGGAUGAAAAUUUAUAUUCCAUUUGGAAAUAAAAACAGUAAAGAAUGGCUGUUGAAAUCCAUACAGGAUUUAUGCACUGUUCCAUUUCAGCCGAUUGAUUUUCACUACCUGUCUGAUGGUACUGCAUGUUUUUACGUUGAUGAUAAGCGGGCUGGCUAUGCUAUAGGAGAAGUAUCUAAAAGAAUAACAAAUACCAAUGGACAUAAGGUGGUUAUAAACUGUAAACCUCACCCUCCACUGGCUGAAAGAUUCCUUAAAAAUAUUCCAUUAACAGAAGCUCAGAUAGAGAUAUUGAAACGAAGUAUGAGUAAUCGAUACGAUGUCCUGACUCACAAAUUGAACCUUAGUAAUUUGCUUCAGGAUGAAGAUUUGAAAAGUAAUAACAUCCAGGCAAUUCUCAAUCGGCCAAACAUCAUGGAAAGUGUUAUAAAAAUUAUCGCAGAGAAUAUACCCCAGAUCACCUCACUGGACCUCAGUAACAACAAAUUAUAUAGUUUGGAUAAUCUGAAAGAGCUUGUGGGUAAAGUGCCAUUACUUCGAAACCUUUCUCUGGCUAAGAAUAUGCUGAAAAAUGAAAAAGAUCUGGACAAGAUAUCUGGCCUGAAAUUAGAAGAAUUAACAUUAGAUGCCAAUCCACUGUGUGUUCAGUUUCGAGAUGAGACAACAUAUGUCAGUUCUGUGAGAAAAAGGUUUCCAAAAUUACUGAAAUUGGAUGGACAUGAGUUGCCACCACCAAUUACUUUUGAUGUUGACACUGGAUCAGAGGUAUUACCUGACCAACAAGGCAGUUACUAUAUAAAUGACCAGUUAAAAAGUCUGGUCUGUACAUUUAUUCAGCAAUACUUUGCAGUUUAUGAUUCAGAGAACAGACAGGGUUUGCUUGAUGCUUAUCAUGAAAAGUCUUGUUUCUCCAUGACGAUACCACCUAAUAAUCCCAGAGAUUCAUCAUCACAGAAGGUUCAUUCCUUGAGCUACUACAUAAAGUUCAGUAGAAAUCUACAAAAAGUCACUGACAUUGAUUACAGGUCUAAGCUGCUGAAAACAUCCAAACUUGGUGUUGUCGCCUUCCUCACUGAGCUUCCAGAGACUCAGCAUGAUCUUGCAUCAUUUGUUGUGGACAUCAGCAUGCAGACACCAACCUUGCUGUGUUUUACAGUAUCAGGUUUAUUCAAAGAAACAGGUAGAAGAUCUGGCCAUCCACAACCGAUAAUAGCAUUUUCUAGGACCUUUCUCACUGUGCCAGCAGGACCUGGGUUGUGCAUUAUUAAUGACCAGUUGAGUAUAAGAAAACCAUCAUUAAGCCAAUUAAAGGGUGCGUUUAGCACGCCUGCACCAACACCAUCCACCAGUCCUGUUCCUCCUGAGAUCCAAGCACAAUCUUCAUUAAGUCAAUCAGCUCCACUUGUUGCAGCAGUUACACCAACACAUCAAGAAAUGAUACAGUCAUUCUCACAGCAGUCAGGAAUGAACGUGGAGUGGUCACAGAAGUGUCUAUGUGAAAACAACUGGAACUAUGAGCAGUCUGCGAGGGUAUUCACCGAUCUACAUAGUAAAGGGAACAUUCCUCCUGAAGCCUUUGUCAAAUGAGAUUGAUUUGAUGAGUAUUUUAUUGAUCAAACAUAUCACCCAAAAAAUGUACGUCUGUUGUACUUUUAAAGUGUUUGAACACAUACUUGUUUUCUUUGUAAUUUUUAAAAGUAAGACGCUGGAAAUUUUUUUUUAUGUAUUAAUGUUUUACAUGUUUUGAUGCAUGCUGUUGUUGAUAAUAGUAUGUUAUGCUCUUCUGUUUACAAAAACAAUUGCAGAAUGUUUACAAAACUUUUGGACCGAUUUCUCUUGUACUAUUCUGUGACAAUACUAGCUAGCUGUAAAGUCCCAUUGCUUCAGAGAAAAUGAUUAUCAUGUUUACUAUUGUUCAGUCAAGUUUAUGUUCACCAUCUCUUGUAUCCAUAAGGAGUGACAAUGCAAGAGUCUGGUGAUCACUUGUGUUGAAAAAAAGCACAACCCAUCAACCAUUUUUUGGCCUUGAUAGUUAAAGUACAGUGAAAAAUAUCAUAUUUUGAGGUAACUAUUAAACUGGAUUACUGUGUGUGUGCAUUAAGCUUGCAUUGUAACUGGUCUUUCUGAGCAAACUGAUCUGUUUAAUUUAGACAAAAUAUAUAAAUUUGCAUAUUUAAUCGGUUUUAGUUUUGAUACUGAUACUUUUUAUUUCUGUUGGUGGGAUGAUUGUCUUUUGAUCAAGCUUUGUCAGGAGUAUAAUUGUGGUAUUAAUCUCAUUAUUUUUUUUCAAAUAUGAUUGAAAUAAAUGAUUACUAAGGACGAAGAUAACCUACUAGCAUUUCUAAGACAUGGCCUGACUUAUUUCAGUAAUGUGUCAAAUAUUUUCAGAAAACCUUUGAAUUGCAGAAUGUAUUUCACAGCUACAUGUAUAUCAGAAUGUUCGUAAUUUAUUUUAAAAACAAAAAAGUAAUUGAUAUUUAUUUGAUGUUUUCAUAUGGGGGAUCCUGAAUAAGACUUGUUUUUAGAUGUUGUAAUAAUUUUCCCCUUUGUGUAUUUCUGUAUUGGUUUUGUCUUUUAUUGAAUGCCUGUACACUGGCCCCUCAUCCACAUGUUAUUUGUAGUUACUGUUUAUUUUUACUUUACACUGCAUUUCAUUUCUAAUAUUGAUAAUGGAUAUCGAUAACAAUACCAUUAUACUGUAUAAAAAGAAUAAAAUGCAUU